AUGGGCGGCAGCGUUGCCAUGCAGUGGCACCGCUCUGAGGUCUCUGGCAAUUCGGCUCCGCCUCCCCUGCGUGCACACACCAUGACCCUCGUCAAGGACAAGAUCUUUGUGUUUGGUGGCUGCGAUGCCUCGGUCUGCUUCAAUACCCUCUACAUCUUUGACCCCGACUCACUGUGGUGGGCCAAAGCCAAGACCAGGGGCAAUAUCCCGCCGCCAUGCCGUGCGCACUCGACCAACUACGAGAACAACAAGCUUUGGGUCUUUGGAGGUGGCGACGGCCCAUACUACUACAACCAUCUGUACGUCUUGGACUGCGACACUCUGACUUGGUCUAUUCCCGAAACCACCGGCGUGGCGCCAGGACCCCGCCGAGCUCAUUCUUCGUGGAUUUACGACAAGGCACUGUGGAUCUAUGCCGGUGGCGACGGCGUCCAGGCCCUCGGUGACAUGUUCAAGCUUGACCUGGCCACCUUGGCCUGGACCAAGGUCACCGGCGUCAUGGGAUCUGUGCCGCCUCCGAGGGGCUACCACACCAGCACGAUCGUCAACAACACCGUGAUUAUGUACGGCGGAAGCGACGGCCACGAGUGUUUCAGCGACAUCUACAUUUUCCAUCUCGAGGAGCUGAGAUGGAACCGCAUUCAGUACGAACGGCCGGCAUAUUCCAGACUCUCGCACACCGCCACCCUGGUUGGCUCCUUCCUGUUCAUCAUCGGCGGCCACGACGGCACGUCGUACAGCUCGGAAGUGCUGAUGCUCAAUCUCAUCACGAUGGAGUGGGAACAGCGGUUGGUCGUCGGCCUCGAGAGCCCGGGCGAGCGCGGCUACCACUCGGCCUGCUACAACGACUCGAGAGUCUUUGUCUUUGGCGGCUACAACGGCCAGGAGGUCUUCAACGACAUGUUCAUCCUCGAUCUUUCGUCUGUGGCCUACCUGACACAGACCAGUGACUUUGAAAUCACGAUGCUUGACGACAAGAAGAUUAUCGGGAUCUGA
Molecule: messenger RNA, 996 nt
Organism: Polychytrium aggregatum
Lineage: Eukaryota; Fungi; Chytridiomycota; Chytridiomycetes; Polychytriales
Exons: 2
Coding region: 1-996 (331 amino acids)
Molecular function (GO): protein binding
Source: RefSeq, a predicted model, not a curated record